AUGGGUAAACCACGCGGUAUCAGAACUGCUCGUAAACACAAAAUCCACAGACGUGACCAACGUUGGGCUGAUAAAGAUUACAAAAAGGCUCAUUUGGGUACAAGAUGGAAGGCUAAUCCUUUCGCUGGAGCAUCUCAUGCUAAAGGCAUUGUCCUUGAGAAAGUUGGUGUUGAAGCGAAACAGCCGAACUCUGCCAUUCGCAAAUGUGUACGUGUCCAAUUGAUUAAGAACGGAAAGAAAAUCACAGCAUUCGUUCCUCGUGAUGGUUGCUUAAACUACAUUGAAGAGAACGAUGAAGUUUUGGUUGCUGGUUUCGGUCGUAAAGGUCAUGCUGUUGGUGACAUUCCCGGAGUUCGUUUUAAGGUCGUUAAAGUCGCCAAUGUUUCCCUUUUGGCUCUUUACAAGGAGAAGAAGGAACGUCCAAGAUCAUAAACAAUAUUUAAUCAAUGUCGAUUCAUUAAUAAGCAUUCAAUAAGGCAAAUAAACAACUCAGCUUUAUUACAAGAGAACAAAAA
Molecule: messenger RNA, 515 nt
Organism: Clunio marinus
Lineage: Eukaryota; Metazoa; Arthropoda; Insecta; Diptera; Chironomidae
Source: the annotation of a GenBank genome assembly